AGAAAGUAGAAACUGGGAGACUGCUAUCGCCUAUCAAGUUCACAGUUCUAGAUUUCAAAAGUAUACGUGUGUCUUGUCAUCUUGGACUGCAGUUUCUAUAUUUUUGAGAAUAAUUGAAUAAUUGUAUUCACUGAAAUGGAGUUGAACACUACGUAUGAUAUAAAUAUAAUUAGUCAAAUUGACAAAGACCUAGGAAUAUUUAUUGUUGUUGAAAAAUUUAAUAGUCAUUCAACAAAAUAUUUUCAAAACUAUUUUAAACAACUUUUAAAAUUUAACGACUGUAGUGAGUGGUUUGAAAAUUUUGACUAUCCUAUUAUUGAAACGGGACAGGCAGUUAUUGUUCAAGUUGAUAAAAAACCAUGGGCACGCGGUAUUAUAUCCGAAUUUCAUAAUGAUAAAUUAUACCCUGAAAUUUAUUUAAUCGAUUCUCAGAGACAUACAGACAAAGGACACAUGAUUCAGUUGAGAACAUGUCCAUCCAAAUUUUUGCAGCUUAUAGUUCCAACCUACUAUAUUAAAGUAGAUAUUUGUUUAAAUGAUGACGAUUUAAAAGCUGCAAUUACAAUAUUGUUAAAAAAAAAUCAGUAUGGUGAAUUGAGUUUCCGUUUUAUUCCUCAAUCUUUUGAAAAUAAUAUUUAUUCAGGUGUAUUAUCCGUGAACUUAAAAGUUAAUAAUUUAAAUAUACCAUUAAAAAAGUUAUUGAAAAAUGUCCACACCAAAAAAAUUUUUGAGGACAUUCCGCAGUACAAAAACUAUCAAAAUUCAAUUUUCAAUCCAUUAAAAUUAAAACAUUUGAAAAAUAUUUUCAUACCAAGGGAACCAAGUAAUAUUGUAUUUUUAGAAGAUGAUCAAGUGUCAAGUUCCUAUAUCUCAAGUGUUCUUAAUGAUUCAAUUACAAAUCUGUCAUAUAAUUCUGCAAACGAACUUUCCUUAAACUCUAACUACUCUGAAAAUAUCUGCAUUAGUGACGACUCUGAAUUAGAAGUUCAAAAAUUAGAAAUUGGUUGUAAUACUCCAAUAACAAAACAAAACGUUUACUCUUCUAAUUGUUCUUUGAUGAGUAAGAGCAGCUCUUCUUUGCCAUCUCUAACUUCUAAUAAUAAUAAUUAUAAUAAUAGCUUAAUGUCUGAAAUAAAACAAAGUAAUGAUUUUAUUAUGAGAAUUUCCGAAUUGAAAGAUAUUGGAUGUAAUCAGGCUGAAUUAAAAGACAUUGGAUGUAAGCAAGCCGAAUUGAAAGAUAUUGGAUGUGAGCAGGACGAAUUGAAUGACAAUGGAUGUAAGCAAGCUGAUGUAAGCAAGCUGAAUUGA
Messenger RNA from Melanaphis sacchari, 1308 nucleotides. RefSeq lists its product as uncharacterized. The record is from RefSeq and is a predicted model, not a curated record. Lineage: Eukaryota; Metazoa; Arthropoda; Insecta; Hemiptera; Aphididae. The transcript has 5 exons. Bases 136 to 1308 code for a protein of 390 amino acids.